AUCCGGGGAGUCGGUAAAGCUUCUUCAAAGAUGGCGGAUACUCUGGCAAAUCUGGAGAAUUUGAAGAAGAUGAAGGUUGCUGAUUUGAAGAAGGAACUAGCAAAACUUGGUUUGUCUACGAAAGGUUUGAAGCCAGAGUUGCUUCAGCGUCUUGAACAACACAUGCAUGAGCAAGCUGAAGAAGAUGCAUUGAUUGGAAAUGGCGCAAACGAUGAAUUGAAUGGAGAGGCCGGAGGAGAUGAUGCAGGUGAUGAUAAUGAAGAAACUGGUGUAUUACAAGACAAGGACAGUGGAGAUCAUUCUCUGCAGGGUAGCAAAUCAGUAACGCAUGUGUCGACAGAAACUGCAGGUGUAGUGACAGCUGAAGAGAGGCGUUUGGCAAGAGCCAAAAGGUUUGGAGGAGAUAUAAGUACAAAAGAUAAGAAAGUUGCCAGAGCAAUCAGGUUUGGAAUUAGCCAAGCUGCUGGUGGUAAUACAUUGUUACCAGACAAAAUGAAGCAGAGAGCAGAAAGGUUUGGUACUGAAAACAAGAGCUCUAGUGUAGCACAGUCUAAUGUAGACGAGCGAAUUAAGAAGCGUCAAGAGCGAUUUGGAAUUGUUGUUAGUUCUGUAAAAUCCUCAGCAUCAAAAUACAAAAUUGACAACAGCAACAAGUUGAAGCGUCGGCUAGAAAAGUUUGGUUCUGUUGGUAGUGUAGGGAGUCCUGAGCUAGAGGCAAAGAAAAAGAAACGAGCUGAAAGGUUUGGGAAUUUGUAGGUUAUCAGAUGAACUGAUGUAUCUAGUACAGUAGUAGUUACAUGUAACCUUUUACUGCUGCUGCACAGUAGUUACUAGUACCACAAGCAUAAACUACUCUACUAGCAGUUAAAUCAUGUGAUGGUAUGAUAUUUGCUUUGCGUAAUGCUACUUUAGGUGAUGUCUUUUCAUCACACAUGUUUCAUUUU
Messenger RNA from Corticium candelabrum, 944 nucleotides. Its product is annotated as SAP domain-containing ribonucleoprotein-like. Gene Ontology annotation, biological process: poly(A)+ mRNA export from nucleus. Gene Ontology annotation, cellular component: nucleus. Lineage: Eukaryota; Metazoa; Porifera; Homoscleromorpha; Homosclerophorida; Plakinidae. The transcript has 10 exons. The record is from RefSeq and is a predicted model, not a curated record. The coding region runs from base 31 to 756 and encodes 241 amino acids.